AUGCUGGAUUCUAAUGCUUUAUUGAGAGCAAAGAGAGAUUAAUUAAGAGUAUAAAUAAGAAGAGACUAGUUGGAAAGUAUAUUUAAAUCAAAAAGAGUAAUUGAUAAUAAAGAAUAAUCUACUAAAUAUUGGGCUAUUCAUUAAGAAUUAAUACAUAAUAUUGAAAGAUAAUCAAAUAAACUUUUAUAAGAUAAAAAAUUAAUGAAUGAAUUAUUUGAGUCAAAUGAUAAAAUGGCUCUAGUAAUAUUAGCCAAUUCUUGUGCUUCUGAGUCAGAUUAAACAAUUUAUGCUUUAAUUAAUGAUUAUCAAAUACAUAUGUAUUUUAUGUAAAAACUAUAAUCAAAUGAAGAUGAAGAUAUAAGAUAUAGAUGUUAUUUAGGUUUGGCUAAUGUAUUAUAUUCUGAUUCAAAAAUAGCCAGAUCUAUUAAAAAAUAAUUAUUUUAAUCUAAUAUUCUUAAUGAAACUUAAAAAUCAUUAUCUAAUUUAUAAUAAGAUUAACUUGAACAUAUUAAUGCUGUAUUUAGAUUACUAUUUGGAUUAUUAGAUAAAUUAAAUGAUUGUGAAUUUCAUUAAAUAAUUAAGUAAUCACAAAUAGUAGAUAUUUGUAUAAAAGUAAUUGAAUUAAUGGAUGCUAGAUUAAGUUUAGCAGCAUUAGUUUUAAGAAAAGCAAGUGAAAUUUGUGAUGGUUUAUUAGAAUUAUUUGAUGAUGAUAAACUAAAGUAUUUAUUAAAAUAGACUGAAUAAUAAGAUGAUAAAUAAACUUGUUAAAUAAUAAGAUUAAUAGAUGAAUUAUUUAUGAGAUCUGAUGUUAAACUUAUCAUUUCUUGUUUAGAUAAUUUAAAUAUAGAUGAAGUAAUCAAAUCUGCUAUUACUUAAGAAGAUAGUUAUUCUUGUUAAGCUGCAUUAGACUUUAUUUAUCAUUUGGCACUUAAAAACAAUGAAACUACAUAAUCAUUUACAUUUUUAUUAUAUGAUGAUAUUAUUAAAUUACUUAGAACAACACAUUCUAAACGAUCCAUAGAUAUUUGUUUGAAAAUAAUAUCAGAAUUAAUUUAAGGUUAAAUUCUUAAAACAGAAAUUAAUGUAUUAAAUGAAAUAAUUUUUGAAAUAAGUGAAGAAAGAUACAAUUAUUUUGAUUAUUAGAAUUGUCAUUUAGCAUUGGAAGUUCUGAUGGAUAUAAAAGAACAUUAUGGAUUAGAAAUGACAAAUGAAAAAAGAAAGAAAUUAAAAUAAUGGAGGGGUAGCUAAUAUGAGUAACUUGAAGAAUUGAUCUCCUUAAUUUUAGAUGAAGCUUGA
Molecule: messenger RNA, 1296 nt
Organism: Paramecium pentaurelia
Lineage: Eukaryota; Ciliophora; Oligohymenophorea; Peniculida; Parameciidae
Source: the annotation of a GenBank genome assembly